AUGCAGGUAGAUCGCCAAACGUUAUUAUUCUUUAUAAUAAUGUUCAUCUUUUUAUCUUUGCCGAAUGGGGCAGACCAACCACAUUCAGCAAAAGAUAAGAAUACAUUAACAACAUAUCAAGAAUCAUUAAAACGUAAUCAACGGGAAUUAUUGAGCUCUGAAUACCAUACUGGAUAUGGAAAUUUGACUGGCUUAAAAUUGUCGUAUGUUGAUAGUCUUGAUAACAAAAAUAUACUGGAUUGGCCAUUACAUAAAUAUAACAAGAAAAAGCCUUGGAUUGAAGACGAGAAAUAUUCCUUGUUUCCGAAUGAUGUGAGUAGUAAGGUGAAAGAGUUUUGGGGUAAUGAUCCAAUCGAUGAGGCGGAUAUUACGUCGCCAGCAUAUCUAUUAAAUAUAUCUGGUAAAGCACAUGGCGAAUUUGAAGUAGAUAAGCCAAAAAAACAAUUAAAAAAGUACUCUUUACCACUUCCAUCGUAUUUACAAGAUUACUUUGAUUCAUAUACUAGAGGCCGUAGGGAAGAACAAAGAGAACGGUAUGAACAAGACCCUGAAAACAAUCCUCCGCCGGAUGAUGUGGGAACUGCUCCAGAUAGAAUCGGUAAUUUUACAGAAGAUUCAGGUAAGCUUUCGUUAACUAUCAAAAGUUUUGAUUAUAAUUACCGCCAUCCUAGAAUGUCAAAGUUUUUAUAUAAUAAGACUACAGACAGUGUUGAUGACGCCGUAAUGGUAGAGGUCAAGCUAAAUUUAGUUGAUCACCCUGAGAUUAACCGACAUGAAUUGCACACCUUGGGAGUGUAUUUUCAGAACACUGGAUCAUUAGUUGCUAGCUCAAGUUCGGCGAAGUUUUCAGGUUUCGACGCGUUACCUCAUUUUGCUAUGAAUGAAGAUAAUUUUAACAAGUCCAGAUUACUAAUGAGCCAGUUUUUGAAUAUUACCGAUAUUAAUAGGGAUAUAAGCAUGGAUGAAAUGAAUUCGGAUAUAACUAGAUCUGUUCAGGAAUGUGAGUAUAUAACUUUCUUGCAAUUUGAUAAAACAGAAUAUCUGAAGAGACAAUUACAAGACAUUGACGAAGAGUUGAUGAAUCCUAGCGGGAGACCAAUACCGCAACUGAUACCACAAAUUGAAGUCAAAAAUGCACUUUUGUAUUCUCCAGAUUGCGGAUUAAUGAUAAAUUUAAAACCCGAUACGAAGCUUCAAGGAAACAAAGUAGAGGUAACUGAUAAUCAGUUCAAAAAAGUCUUGAUCGUCUUUUUAAUUUUAGUUCUGACGCAGCUUUUUAUAUUUAUUAGACAGAUAAAAGAGACCACAACUCCAGGCCAAUUAUCGAAUAUUUCAACGACAACAUUAUCUAUUAUUGGUUUUCAGGACUCAUUAAUUGCAUUGUUUUUCUUAUUAAUAUCCACUUUGACUGAAAGCUUAUACUUGUUAUUUUCAUGUGUCGCAGUAAUAUCAUUUAUCACCUGUGGUGUUUUUGAAAUGAGAUUCAUUGUGAGUGUUAUGGUGAAUCAAGGUAACGAACGAGGAACUACGUGGUGGGAAGUUUUAAGAGGAAGCGUAAGUAGAAAUGAGACCGGGAAUAGUAAUAAUGAUGGCGAUGGGACCACUACAAACACGAAUGAUUUACCAGCACCCGUAACCGCAGCGCCAAUGCCUGGUGCAAACGAUGAAGCAAGAUAUUCGAACGGAUUAUUUGCUAGUGGAUUUUCGUUGACGAUUAUUGCCACAUUUUUCAUCUUGAAUGUACUUACUUGGAGAUUAAAAUACCGUCAAAUAUUUGAAUACGUCGGUUUGUUGGCUAUAAGCUCGUACUGGAUACCUCAAUUCUUAAGAAAUACUUUGAAGAAUAGAAGAAAGACAUUCUCAUGGGAAUUCGUCCUCGGGACAUCCUUGAUUCGAUUGCUGCCAAUAUGGUAUUUGUGUCUUUAUACUCAGAACCCCUUAAGACAUCAUUACGACCCAAUGAUGGCCAUUAUUAUAACUCUCUGGUACGCACUCCAAAUCGGAUUAUUAUGUCUCCAGCAAAUCCUCGGCCCGAGGUUCUGGCUUAAUGAGAAAUGGUUACCUAAGGCAUAUGAUUACCAUCCAUUCUUGAAUAUAUCUGAUUUGGAAAAUGGGUUCGCCUCUGAUAUUUUGUCCAACAUAAGAGCUCAGAAUGAAGAUCCUGCAAAAUCGGAUGUUAUCACUUGCAAAGUUGAUUGUACAAUUUGUAUGAAUGAAAUAGAGUUGCCAAUAGGCGUAAACGCUGAAUCAAAGAAACCUAAGCAGCAUGGAGAUAAAUUUAGAGGUCAGCAAUACAUGAUAACCCCAUGCCGUCAUAUAUUUCAUACUGAUUGCUUAGAAGAUUGGAUGAAAUACAAAUUACAAUGCCCGGUGUGUCGAAACGCCUUACCUCCUAUAUAG
This is a messenger RNA of Debaryomyces hansenii CBS767, 2400 nucleotides long. RefSeq names its product ubiquitin-protein ligase. The transcript has a single exon. NCBI's taxonomy places the organism in Eukaryota, Fungi, Ascomycota, Pichiomycetes, Serinales, Debaryomycetaceae. The record is from RefSeq and is a predicted model, not a curated record. Bases 1 to 2400 code for a protein of 799 amino acids.